Messenger RNA from Dryobates pubescens (Downy woodpecker), 5452 nucleotides. It is a transcript of the gene DENND1A, whose product is annotated as DENN domain containing 1A. Gene Ontology annotation, biological process: endocytosis; endocytic recycling. The transcript is spliced from 23 exons. Gene Ontology annotation, molecular function: phosphatidylinositol phosphate binding; guanyl-nucleotide exchange factor activity. Gene Ontology annotation, cellular component: cytosol; clathrin-coated vesicle. Bases 131 to 3406 code for a protein of 1091 amino acids. NCBI's taxonomy places the organism in Eukaryota, Metazoa, Chordata, Aves, Piciformes, Picidae. The record is from RefSeq and is a predicted model, not a curated record.
GGGCGACGGCGGCGCCGGCUGAGAUGGAGUGAGGGGGCGAGCGGCGGAGAGAGUGCAGCCCACCGAGCUCUGGCCCCCUGCCCCCUUUCUCUCUCUCUCUGGCCAGGGCCUAUGCGGCCCCCCAGAGACCAUGGGAUCCAGGAUCAAACAAAAUCCAGAAACUACCUUUGAAGUGUACGCAGAGGUAGCCUAUUCGGGAAUCAGUUGCGUUGGGAAAGAUCCUGAGGUGCGGAGGCAAUUCCCAGAGGGCUACAGUGACCAGGAAGUUCUACAGACUUUGACCAAGUUUUGUUUCCCCUUCUAUGUGGACAGCCAUGCAGUUAACCAAGUUGGGCAGAACUUUACAUUUGUGCUUACAGACAUUGACAGCAAACAGAGGUUUGGAUUCUGUCGCUUAUCUUCUGGGGCCAAGAGCUGCUUCUGUAUCUUAAGUUACCUCCCAUGGUUUGAAGUCUUUUAUAAGCUGCUCAAUAUCUUGGCAGAUUAUUCAGCAAAAGGACAGGACAGUCAAAGGAGUGAGCUCCUAGAAACGUUUCAUAAGCUUACCAUCCCUGAGCCAGGAACCUCUGUUCAUCUUGGAGUGCACUCUUACUUUACUGUGCCUGACACCAGAGAGCUUCCUAGUAUACCUGAAAAUAGAAAUCUGACAGAGUAUUUUGUAGCAGUUGAUGUCAACAACAUGCUGCAUCUCUAUGCCAGUAUGCUGUAUGAACGCCGCAUCCUCAUUUGUUGUAGUAAGCUGAGCACUUUAACUGCCUGCAUUCAUGGGUCUGCCGCUAUGCUCUACCCGAUGUUCUGGCAGCAUGUUUACAUUCCUGUUCUGCCCCCACAUCUAUUGGACUACUGUUGUGCCCCAAUGCCCUACCUCAUUGGAAUACAUUUAAGUUUGAUGGAGAAAGUAAGAAACAUGGCCCUGGAGGAUGUGGUGAUUCUUAAUGUAGACACCAAUACACUGGAAACUCCUUUUGAUGACCUUCAGAGCCUUCCUAACGAUGUGGUUUCUGCACUGAAGAAUAGAUUGAAGAAAGUCUCUACAACCACUGGAGAUGGUGUGGCAAGAGCGUUUCUAAAAGCACAAGCAUCUUUUUUUGGGAGCUACAGAAAUGCCCUAAAAAUUGAACCUGGUGAACCCAUUACGUUUUGUGAAGAAACAUUUGUGUCCCAUCGUUCUGCUGUCAUGAGGCAGUUUCUUCAGAAUGCCAUUCAGCUCCAGCUCUUUAAGCAGUUCAUCGAUGGUCGUCUGGAUCUUCUUAACUCUGGUGAGGGCUUCAGUGAUGUUUUUGAAGAAGAGAUUAAUGUGGGGGAAUAUGCAGGUAGUGACAAAUUGUACCACCAGUGGCUCUCCACAGUAAGGAAAGGAAGUGGAGCCAUUUUAAAUACAGUAAAGACCAAGGCUAACCCUGCCAUGAAGACUGUCUAUAAGUUUGCAAAAGAUCAUGCAAAAAUGGGAAUAAAAGAAGUGAAAAACCGCUUGAAGCAAAAGGACAUUGCUGAGAAUGGGUGUUCUGCAGUGCCUGAGGAGUCUCUACCAAGGACAGCACCUUCUCCAUUGGCUGAAAAGAAGGACCCUAAAUUAAGAGAAGACAGAAGACCAAUCACAGUACAUUUUGGUCAGGUUCGCCCACCAAGACCUCAUGUUGUCAAGAGACCCAAGAGCAACAUUGCUGUGGAAGCACGAAGGACUUCAGUGUCUAGUCCAGAACACCUUGUAAAGCCUAUGCGACACUAUACAGUCUUCCUCUCUGAGGACUCUUCUGAUGAUGAAUUUCAGCAGGAAGAGGAUCCUGUCUCUGGCUUCUCUGAAAACUUUUUCUUCUCUGCUCCUUUUGAAUGGCCUCAGCCGUACCGGGCCCUGAAAGAAUCUGAUAGUGCUGAUGGGGAAGAGGCAGCCAGUCCAGAGAAAUCCAAAGAGCCUCUGCCUCCAAGCCCCCUGCUCUCAAGCAAGGACACAGAAGUCAACCUCCUUGAAGACAUUUUCCCAAACUUAGAAGUACAGCCUCAACCUCUCAGCCAGGCUAAGAGCCUAGAAGACCUGCGGACUCCCAAAGAAGAGGGAGAUCAGCGCUGCACAUUCGAUUACCAGAGAAUUGAUUUUGAUGUGUCUGAGAGGAACAAGAUUGUGCCAACAAUGAAGCUGUCUCACCCUUACAACAAGCUGUGGAGCAUGGGUCAUGAUGACAUGGCUAUUCCUACCAAGUAUUCCCAAAGCUCACCGGAAAGGCCCUUGACUGCACUUGGCAGCAUGUCACCCAUCACAAGGAGACCUCGGAGCAAAGACAGCAUUCUGGCUCCUGCAGAAAAGGAUGAAUCAAAUCCUGUCAUUCAAGGGAACAUCACCAUUCCUCGGCCACAGGGAAGAAAGACUCCUGAACUGGGGAUAGUGCCACCACCACCAGCACCCAGGGCUUCUAAGCACCAGACUCCAGCUGGGCCAACAGAAGUUCUCACUACCCACACUACAGGACGUAGCCAUUUGGUUUCACAUCUUAUCCCAGAGCCCUUUGGAGUUGGUAGUGUGUCCUUAGACCCUGAAAUCCAGCAGUCUGUAAAUUAUUCCUCUCAUCCGUCUCAGCUUUUGUCCAGUGCUACCAGCACAGCUGAGAUGCUACAGCCUGUCAAAGUGAAGACAGAUAUGACAGGUAAUGAAAGUGACUACCUUCUGAAUCUGCUGGACCCACUGAAAACAGCCAGCUGGCAAAGCAGUACCCUACAGCAAGGUGCCCACAGCCUGCAGAGCUCAGCCACUCCACCUUCUGCAGCUGCCUUUGUCUCGGUGGCAAGUGACUUUGUGUCUCCUCCAGCUGCACCGUUUGUCCAGCCUCUUGGUUAUCCUUCCCCAGCACCUCCACCUUUUUUACAGCCAUCCCCUAAUCCAUUUACACAAACAAUGCCAGGAGCCCUGUCAGUGUCUCUAGUUAGACCCCCAAGGGGCAAUUUCACCCCCUCUUUAGGUCAUGCUUAUAGCUCUAGCUUCAUAACACCUAGUUCUAGCUUCUACCCACCACAAAGACCUCAACCAAACAUUUCAACGCUAUCCAUGCCAAACUUGUUUAGUCAGGUUCCAGCUGUGCCACCUGCUAGCUCCUUACUGCUGCAGAGCCACAGCCCUUCUCCAACAAGCUCUUUACAGUCAGUAGCUUUAAGUGGGCCUUCCAAGCCCAGAACAUUACAGGUGGGCCCGUCCAACUCAAAGAUGGAUCCCAAACAAGCACUAGCUCUGUUGUCCACUGAACCCCCUUUGAUCCCUGCCAGGCCAGCUAAGGGCUUAGAGCCAGUGUUACUGUCCUCAAAAUCUGAGGAGACAAAAGAUCCGUUUGAAGAUCUGUUGAAAAAGACAAAGCAGGAUGUGUCAUCCACACCAGGUAAGGUUGAACAGCUCAGAAAGCGAUGGGAAACCUUUGAAUAAUGCUCCAAAAGGCCUUUUGAUGUCACUUUGGAGUCGACAGAGGAGGGGUUUUGUUUUUUUUUCAACCAGCAUAAAACCAAGCAUUUCUUUUCUGGAAGGCUGAGCCAGGAGAGCUGCAGGACCAUUGCCGUGCUGGAAUUCACACACAACUGCUUUUUGCCCAGAGUUCAGAGUCCCCCAUUGUCAUGCUCCCUGCAACUGCUUCCUCACUCUGCCACUGAAACCCCUGGGACUCCUGCACUGACCAAAAUAUGAGGGUAGUUGGGUUGGGUUUGGUUUUCCACACAGAGCUUUCUAGACAAUGCUACUGACACAGAAGUUACUCCUUCCACUUUGUUUUCAGUCCUUUGCACAGCUGAGAGCGUGGCACAUUGCACUGCUGCUUCUUCCUGCCCAUGUGCAGGGUGUGCAGCUUAUCUUGCAUUGCACACAGAGCUGCAAUGCUCUGCUUUCACAGGUGAAGUGCAGCAAGCAAGCCCAGCCUCCUGGGUUGUACCCAGUUAAUCUUAGGCUCUGAGGUUGUCCUGCCUUGAAAUACAGAUCCUGAGGUCAGACUAUUGGCUGAGCUGCUGUUGCAGAUUUCUGAUUUCCCUCCCCCAGCACAGUGGCAGAGAGGCCACAAGGACCUCUCAUGGGGCAGAAUUGUCUUAAUUCCUCAUUGCAACAAAUCCAUAGCACAGAGCAGUGGCUCAGGGUUUGGUCCUGCAUCUCUGUUGGGAAACUGGAAACACCAGCAAUUGUUUUUCUUUUUUGGGGUUUUGUUUAUUUGUUUGGUUUUGUUAAAUGAGAAAAUAGAGGCUAUCAAGAGUAUCCUAGAUCUUAUAUAGGUGUACCUUAGUAUUGUAUAUAGCUAUUCUAAAUGGCAGUAUGGGAUGUAACAGCAUCUGACUUGAUUAUUACGAACAGAGGAAAAAGAGAGAAGAACUGGGGUAUGAAAGUUCAUAGCCCAUGAGCUGAAGUGAAGUUCCAGUUGAGCUGGGCAAGUGCCAGAGGGCAGUGUGCCCAUCACUGAAGGACUUCUGGACUGCUCAUUGCUGCCUGGAAACAACCAGGGUUUCAUCCUGGUCUGCAAAGCUCUUGGCUCCUUCAGCCUCUCUGAUAAGCUACAGUCUUCAUCCCGCUGUUGAUGAGUAGCCUUUAACUGGACAUUAACUGGACCUUGAAAUGGACUUGUGAGGUCAUGGAGUACAAAACCGCAAUGCAAACGCUAAAGGGUACGUUCAUUUGGAUUGUCUGAGAUGUUUCUCUGUGGCAAUUAGUAUUCUCAAGAAAUUUCAUCUCUCUCUUGGCAUCUCUUAGAACCUGCUGUCCUUGCAGUGAGCAGUUUUAGUUUAUUUCAGUGGUGCUUUUUGGUUUUGUUUUGUAUUUGGGCACAAUCUGGUGUUAAACAUGUUACUCUAGCAGAGGAAAUCACAUCACCAUUAAGCCUUUGAUAAAGGAAAUAAUUUUGGACAUGUGGGGAAAUUCUUGUAAAGCUUUAUCUUAUUUCCAAUGUAUCUAUUUUAUUCAUAUAACCUUGGAAGAUUUCUUACUCUAGUGUAUGAAAAUGGCUGUCGAUGCAUUUGAGUCUGUGCAAUACAAAAGAAAAACACUCUUGGUAUCUGCAAUGCCAGCAGUUUGGGAAAGCCCACAGUAUUCUAUUUCUGUAAAGUGCUGUUACCCUGACAGGCCAUUCAGUUGGAUUUGUAACUUCUUUUUGUGUUGGAAAACAGAUGGUUUUAGUACUGCAUAGUAAAAUAUCUAAAGUCUAAGCUAAUAGCUCUAUUUUAUUUUAUACAGCUCAGAAGAUGAACGUUAGCUAUAAAUUCAGUCGGGAAUUUCAGGGCUGUGCUGUGAGCCAGAUGAUGAAAGGCUCUCAGUCAGGGUGGCUGUGUGCAGGCAGCAGGAAGCUGUGUGUGAGACAGCCCAUUGCAGGGGCACAGGCUCUUUUAUACAAUUUCUGCUGCCACACGCUGCUGCUGCCCUGAGGAGGCCUCUUGCACAUGCUGAACCCAGCAGAGAAAUGCUCAGGUAAUGCUGUGUCACUGCAGAGCACUCCCAUCGUUG